Messenger RNA from Oldenlandia corymbosa var. corymbosa, 663 nucleotides. NCBI's taxonomy places the organism in Eukaryota, Viridiplantae, Streptophyta, Magnoliopsida, Gentianales, Rubiaceae. The record is from the annotation of a GenBank genome assembly.
AUGAAUGAAUCAGAGAAAAACCUAAGGGAUUCAGUAAUUGUCAAUGCUACUAAGGAUGAUCCUACAAUGAUUCCUCUUGAUGAGGGAUCUUACAAAGCGUCAAAUACUAAUGACAAGAUACUGAACCUAAAGAAAGGUGGGGAUAGUAUGAAGAAGGAUGGGUAUGAUAUGAUGGAUAUCUUAGUCAAAGUCCACGUUGAGUUCAGAGACAUACCACAACCAUUCUACUACAUGGCUUGCAAGGAAUGCGGCACUGGAACAUCAGCAAUCUAUCAACAAGAUUUCAAAUGCAACAAGUGGUCAUUAAAGCAAUCUGCAACCAACUCAAAGUGUCGUCUAAGAGCUAACAUUCAUGACGAGAGCGGAUCAAUCCAAGCUAGCAUUUUCAGUAGCAUCGCAGAAAAGAUAUUGGGUUUCACUGCAACAGAAAUCGUCGAGAACCCUGAAAAGAUAAACCUUAAAGAAAUACAUGAGUUGUUAGAAAAAAAAAACUUUCUAUUGCAGCUGAGAGGAUCAAAAAGAAUGUACAGGGGGCUUCGAGAUUACUAUGUCAACAAUUUAAUUGAGGAUGACAGUUCUUUUGUGACGCCAUUGCUGAUAACCAAAUCGCAGAUGAAGUACCUGAGGACAACAACACUGAAAUUCCGCCGAUCAAACAAAUAA